CUGACGCCCAUAGAUUCAAUUUCUCCUCCCGUGUGACUUACACAUGAAUACAUGCAACAUCACGCAGGGCCCAGCGGCUUUUCAUGAAGCUUCAUAGCUUCUCUCUUCCCGAGCUGAGAGGAGACAAUGCACGACUCCGUAAACCCAUGGUGAUCACCGAACCAGCCCCGCGGCCGCUGCCCGGCGUCCUCUUACCUUCUCCGGGGCACCAUGGGCUCGUAAGAUGCCUUCUCUGUGGAAACGAAUAACAUUCUCGGUGGCCUCGGCGCUGUGUGUCGGCUCGGUGGCCCUCCUGGUAGUGGCCCUGUCCACAGAGCGGUGGGUUGUCGGGCGGAUCUUGUGUAAAACCGGGGUGGACAUUGUGAACGCGUCCAGUCCGGAGAUGGACCAGUUUAUAGGGGACAUUUACUACGGUUUGUUCCAGGGAGGAAAGACCAAGAGGUGCGGACUCGGGAACAGGCGCUCCAAAAUAUACAUUUUUCCAAAGCUGGUGCAGAGGCUGAAUGGGGGUCUUCACAUGAUGGUGAUUCUCUUCCUGCUGGUGGCAGUUGGCUUCGCCCUGGUCAGCCUGUCCUUCUGCAUUUACAACGCACGCAAGUUCCCCUACCAGAGCAUCAAAGGGCACAAAGGACUCUAUCUAUGGAACUUCAUUGCUGCUCUUUUUGGUGCCCUGGGGGUCCUUUGUUUCCUGGCAGCCAUGAAGCACCACCGUCUGACUGAGCGGGUGGCAAACCAUGGAGAGAACCUCUUCAUCCUGGAGGUUCUGGAUGACAGCCUGGACUGGUCCUUCUGGCUGGGAGUUGGCAGCGUUGGGACUCACUUCGUCGUUUGUGGAGUGGUCGCCAUGAGUCGCAUCAAGUUGCCCAAACCGGAGAUUAAGAAGCCGGAAGAGCCCACAAUCUCUGCCCUGGACCUGCUCUACUAAAGAAAACACACACAUGUUUGCGUGGCUAUCUUUGUGGGGACUUUCCAUUCACUUCCAUUCAUUUCUACAGUUUAGACCUUACCCUUAACCUAACCCUAACAGAAACUCAAUUCACACCUAGAUCCUAAAUCUAACCUCUGACCCCAAAAACGUUGUUUCCCCUUGUGAAGACUAGGCUCCGGCCCCCACAAGGAGCCGUGGGUCCCCACAAUGUAGUAUGAGUCAGGAAAAUGGUCCCCACAAGGUAUUAUAAACAAGCACAUACACAGAGAGAAAAAUAGUUAUUGGUUAUGUCUUCUUCUUUUAGCGUGGAAAAGAAAAAACACUUACUGACAUUUGUGAUGAUACGGAAGCUAGAAGCUUUUACAGAAGCUAGACUCAUUUCACACUCAUCCUCACUGAAAACUGAUUUUAAAGGACCUUAAUGUUUAUUUGUUGUUAUAGGUUCUGAAUAGAUAAUCGAUGAAAAAGCCAACUUGUCCAGUUUAGACAGAGGGAUUUAUUGUUGGGUUUACUUUGGUACUGUGGACGAUGAAGAGUGGUCCAACAGAAUCACUCUGAACAUUUUACGUUCAGUAUUGUAAAUUUGGUUUGUGUAGUAAAUAAAUGUCUGUAAAUAUGCUAUUUAUUUUUUCAUUGUACAUACAGAAUGUAAAUUACAGACAUUUGAAAUAUCAUUCCCAGUUAUCUGAUCCUUUUGUGUAUGUCUUGUUCCUAUUCAAAGCCUCUUUUAAGGCUUUAUGUUACUCUGCAUGAUUGCCUGUUGGAUCCAUUGAAUUAAUUUUGCAUUUGCUCAAGAAGCACAAAUGGGAAAAAAACACUUGAUCUUUGGUUUCUAACCAGUAGAUAUCUAUGAAUCUUUAUGUAAGUCAAGAACGCUCAUCAUUUUAUGGUAAAGUCCUGCAUUUCUGAAACUGUUUAAGGUGGCCUAAGUUUGAGCAGGAAAUUUUCUUUUUGUUUAGGAAACCACCCAAUGCAAACAAUAAUCUUGAAACAAUCAAGCAAAAUAAAUAUAAGAUUGCAUGUAAUUGCAUAUAUGAUUCACUGUAGGCUCAUGUUACAGUAUCCAUAC
Gambusia affinis (western mosquitofish) is the source of this 1997-nucleotide messenger RNA. RefSeq names its product clarin 2 (gene clrn2). Lineage: Eukaryota; Metazoa; Chordata; Actinopteri; Cyprinodontiformes; Poeciliidae. The transcript has 3 exons. The record is from RefSeq and is a predicted model, not a curated record. Bases 224 to 925 code for a protein of 233 amino acids.